Plasmodium inui San Antonio 1 is the source of this 687-nucleotide messenger RNA. RefSeq lists its product as hypothetical. The transcript has a single exon. Bases 1 to 687 code for a protein of 228 amino acids. The record is from RefSeq and is a predicted model, not a curated record. NCBI's taxonomy places the organism in Eukaryota, Apicomplexa, Aconoidasida, Haemosporida, Plasmodiidae.
AUGGAACAUAAGCUGAAGGAAAAUACACAUGGCAGUGGUAACAUCGGUAACCGCAACAAUGAUAGCCAUUGUGAGGGGAAAGGUAAAAGGACUAAGGCUAGGGGUGGCUUCUCAAAAGGGAAUAAACACCCAGAGCUCCACAAAGUCACGAGUGAAAAUUUGCGGGGAAACAAUUCAGACUCCUCAAAAGGGAGGGGGCGAGAUGAGCUCAGCGACGGUAUAAGGAACGACUUAGUCGAUCAUUUGAUAGAGGGGAUGCCCAUCGAAAAUGCCGAUGAUGGAGAUAUGGGCGAUGGGAAUAACUGCAGACGUGAGAACAGCUACGACCCCGAGAGAAGCUACGAUCCGGAGAAAAGCUACGACACGGUGAGAAGCUACGACCCCCAGAAUAGCUACGACACCGAGAAAAGCUUCCUCCGCGAGGACAGCCAUCCCGAAGGAGCCAGCUGGAGCGAUGACUUGAGCCUCCUGUGCAGAAGCUUCGACAGCGGAAGCGGCGAGCACUCGGAUGAGCCCCCAGACGACAGCGUCGCAGAAUUUAUAAUAAAAAAAAAAAUCUAUGAAAGGAACAUUGCCAUGAUUGAGAGACAAAUACAGACGAAUAAGCUCAACAAGCUUACGCGGGCACGGGAGGCUCUUCUAGAGAUGAUCGUACUAAUAAAAAAUAGGAAACUAAGUUUGAGUUGA